UAAACGCACGUGCGCGAAAGCAGAAGCCAAAAAUUCAUGAUACAGUUAAAACUUUUAUUAAAAGUUGGUUUAAAAAAUAGUUAAGAUCAGACUGAGCAUCGUAAGUAUUCAAAAAUAUGGCCAAGCCAACUUCAAAGUGGAACGAACUAGAUAAACCACCACUCAGUGCUCCAAUCUUGGAAGUGAUCGAUCAACUCGGAUUCGAACGCAUGACUCCGGUUCAGGCAGCCACAAUACCGCUGCUUCUCAACUACAAAGAUGUGGCGGCAGAAGCUGUCACCGGUUCCGGUAAGACGCUGGCCUUCGUUGUUCCGCUGUUGGAAUUGCUCCUGAGACGGCAACGUGACACAGCUUGGAAACGAUUCGAGAUCGGUUCCGUCAUUAUCUCCCCUACUCGGGAACUUGCAACUCAGAUAAGCGACGUUCUGGAUGAGUUCUUGGGUCACGACCAGUUGAGUGGGUUCAGACAGAAGUUGCUGAUAGGCGGUAAUCCGGUUGAGGAAGACAUCGAUGCACUGAGGAAGGAAGGGGCGAAUAUUCUGGUUGCGACACCCGGUCGAUUAAAGGACUUGAUGGAAAAGAAGGGUGAUUUGAAUUUGCCUGCGAAGGUAAAGAGUUUGGAACUGCUGGUGUUGGACGAAGCCGAUCGCUUGCUGGACAUGGGCUUCGAAACAACUGUCAAUACUAUUUUGGGUUAUUUACCACGGCAGAGGCGAACCGGUUUGUUUUCUGCUACACAAACUAAGGAAGUCAAGGAUUUGAUGCGCGCUGGAUUGAGGAAUCCAGUUCUGGUGAGUGUCAAAGAGAAAGCCACUGUAAGCACACCGAAGCUGCUUCAGAAUUAUUACGUCAUCGUUGAACCGGAGUAUAAAUUGGUUGUGCUGCUGAAUUUCAUCCGUAAGCAGGAUGUGAAGAAGGCAAUGAUAUUCUUUCCAACGUGCGCUUGUGUAGAAUAUUGGGGAAUCGCUCUGGCCGAACUUCUUAAAAGCAUGAAGGUUUUGGCUCUACAUGGGAAAAUGAAAUCACAGCGAAAUAGAAUCCUCGCAGAUUUCCGUCAGUCAGAAAAUGCGUUACUUCUAUGCACAGAUUUAUUGGCCAGAGGAGUUGACAUUCCGGAAGUGGAUUGGGUUUUGCAGUGGGAUGCUCCCUCAAACGCGGCUGCUUUCGUGCACCGAGUAGGACGAACAGCUCGACAGGGCAAUCAAGGUAACGCGCUAAUCAUGCUUCUACCUACCGAGGACUCUUAUGUUGAUUUCCUAACACGCAAUCAAAAAGUUUCUCUGAAGAAAGUAACACUAGACCACAAUGAAAAACAGCUCACCAAAACGCUAAGCGUCCUGCAUUGGAUUCAGAAACAAGAUCGAGCUGUCUACGAUAAAGCUAACCGAGCAUUCGUGUCACACGUUCAAGCCUACACCAAGUACGAGUGUAACUUAAUUCUUCGUCUAAAAGAUCUGGACCUCGGCCGGAUAGCCACCAGUUACGGUUUGCUGCAGCUUCCGAAAAUGCCCGAAAUGAAGGAUGCCUUCAAGGCAACCUUCCGAGGUCCACCCGAAUCCCUGGACAUCACCAAGCUCACCUACAAGGACAAACAAAAGCAGGCGUCCUACGACAGCAAGCUGAAAAUAUACCAGGAAACCGGCGAAUGGAAGGGGAAGAAAAAGCUGCUGAAAAAGAAAUCGAUUCCCUGGGAGCUGGCCAAACAAGCCCGGGAGGAACGGAAGGAAAUUCGCAAGAAGCGUCGGGAUCAGAAACAGAAACGGAAGGCCGCUCAGGAAGCAGAAAAUGGCGCGGAUGGCCCUGUUCAACCCAAGAACAAGAAGGCCAAGUUUUCCCGGGAGGAACUCGAAGAGCUGGCCAACGAUAUCCGUUCGUUGAAAAAGUUGAAGAAGAAAAAGAUAACCGAGGAAGAAUGUGACGAUGAACUGGGAAUUGGAAGCGGGUCCGAGGAUGAUGACAGUUAAUGAAAAUAAACUGUUUAAAUUGUUGGCUAGUUCAAAUGAUCACGUCU
Uranotaenia lowii is the source of this 2011-nucleotide messenger RNA. Its product is annotated as probable ATP-dependent RNA helicase DDX55 homolog. Bases 117 to 1964 code for a protein of 615 amino acids. Gene Ontology annotation, molecular function: ATP binding; nucleic acid binding; RNA helicase activity. The transcript has 2 exons. Lineage: Eukaryota; Metazoa; Arthropoda; Insecta; Diptera; Culicidae. Gene Ontology annotation, cellular component: nucleolus. The record is from RefSeq and is a predicted model, not a curated record.